GCUGGUUCGCGGAGGCCGGAAGUAGUAGCCGAGUCCGUUAAACGGCGACGAGGCGGGGGUCUUGUCUUGGGCGCUCUUCGGCUUCUCGCUCCCGCGCGGCCCGUUUGCUUCCGUUGGCUCCUGCUUGCCUUCCUUCCUUCCUGCUGCCUGCCCCGCCUCCCCUCCUCUUGCGCCCACCAUGGCCGAGUUCGAUCUCUUCGGCUCCCCUCAGCCGGCGGCGGGAAACGGAGCGCUGGGCGGCGGCGGUGGCGGCGGCGAUGAGGACCCGGCCGCCGCCUUCCUGGCCCAGCAGGAGAACGAGAUCGCGGGCAUCGAGAACGACGAGGGCUACAGCAUCCUGGAGAACGGCGAGGUGCCGGCGGGGAUGCAGGAGGGUCUGUCCGCGGAUUCAAUUGACGGGGUGACAAACGGUGAUGUCUACCAGGAGAGCAAUGGUCCGACGGACUGCUAUGCAGCUAUUUCACAAGCCGAUCGUUUGCAGACAGAACCAGAGAGUAUCCGCAAAUGGAGAGAAGAGCAGCUGGAACGUCUAGAAGUACUUGAUGCAAACUCUCGAAAACAAGAAGCGGAGUGGAAAGAGAAGGCGAUAAAGGAGUUGGAGGAAUGGUAUGCGAGACAAGACGAGCAGCUACAGAAAACGAAAGUGAACAAUAGGGUGGCAGACGAAGCUUUCUUCAAACAACCGUUCGCUGACAUGAUUGGUUAUGUCACAAACAUAAACCAUCCUUGCUACAGCCUAGAACAGGCAGCUGAAGAAGCCUUUGUGAACGAUGUUGACGAAUCUUCCCCAGGCACUGAGUGGGAACGUGUGGCUCGGCUCUGUGACUUUAACCCCAAGUCAAGUAAGCAGGCAAAGGAUGUGUCCCGCAUGCGCUCGGUGCUGAUUUCACUCAAGCAGGCUCCGCUGGUUCGCUGAAGGGGAAAGCGCACGCCACACUACAAAUGCAAUAUCUUUAACUUUACUCAGAGAAGCUGUGUUUGCAGUAAUUGGAUUAAUUAUGUUUCAAUGGUUUUUUGUUUUUUGUUUUGUUUUGGACCAAACCUCAUGACGUACUUAGAGUUUGAUCAUUGUUUUGUGAUUGCAUGUUUUUUUUUCUCCUCCUCCCCCUUAUCCGUGUCCUCCUGGUUGUACAUACUGGGAAGAGACGUCAAGAACUGUAGUCUUUGGGCUCUGGCGCAGAGACUUCACUUUCAGCUGUACUGAAAAUUAAAGAUCUGUUUAAGCGGCA
Molecule: messenger RNA, 1229 nt
Organism: Lacerta agilis (Sand lizard)
Lineage: Eukaryota; Metazoa; Chordata; Lepidosauria; Squamata; Lacertidae
Gene: CLTA
Product: clathrin light chain A
Exons: 7
Coding region: 179-916 (245 amino acids)
Biological process (GO): clathrin-dependent endocytosis; clathrin coat assembly; intracellular protein transport
Cellular component (GO): postsynaptic endocytic zone cytoplasmic component; synaptic vesicle membrane; clathrin coat of coated pit
Molecular function (GO): clathrin heavy chain binding; structural molecule activity
Source: RefSeq, a predicted model, not a curated record